Octopus bimaculoides (California two-spot octopus) is the source of this 5838-nucleotide messenger RNA. RefSeq lists its product as uncharacterized. The record is from RefSeq and is a predicted model, not a curated record. Gene Ontology annotation, molecular function: protein binding; G protein-coupled peptide receptor activity. Gene Ontology annotation, cellular component: plasma membrane. Gene Ontology annotation, biological process: activation of adenylate cyclase activity; adenylate cyclase-activating G protein-coupled receptor signaling pathway; hormone-mediated signaling pathway. Lineage: Eukaryota; Metazoa; Mollusca; Cephalopoda; Octopoda; Octopodidae.
UAGCUGCCACCGUCAUAAUGUGAAUAAACGAGAGUUUGCAGUCAGUUCUGUGUUGGUUAGUUUUAUUGGAGCGAGCAGUGUUUGUGUGUCUGUUACAAACGAGUAUAUAUAUAGAGAACUAUCACGGACCUGUUUAAACGGUUGAUGACAGGAGCCAGGUGUUAUGGUAAUGGGUGCCAAGAAAAUGUCUACCAUUGUUUCCAUGGUAAUUUUCGCAAGCUGGUUUCUCUGCAACAAGUUUAUUGAUGCUAAUAUGGUAACCAACAAAGUCACACCUUUACCAACAACACUUUCUCACAUCCAACCUUCAUUAGUGUGCAAUGCUGGAUACUUCGCCUGUAAAGACCAGCUAAAGUGUUUACACCAGAGGAAACAAUGUGACGGUGUUAGUCAUUGUAAAGAUGGCUCUGAUGAGGAAGAUUGUGAUAAUGAGCUAGAUGACAAUAUGUGGAACAAUUUAUGGGGAAAGCGAAAGGAUGAAGCUCAUCAAUUUUCAGAGAAAAAGUGCACAGAUGACCUGUGUGAAUGUAAAGAAGAAAAAUUCUGGUAUUGUGUCAAUACAGGUCUUCAGAAAAUUCCUGAUACUAUUCCAGUAACGGCAGUUACCUUGGACCUAUCAGCCAACCAUAUUACAUAUCUGAAUCAAUCCGCCCUCCGUAGCUUUCAUAAUCUGAAAGAGCUCUCUCUCAAUGACAACGGUUUACGGAUUCUUGAAGCGGGAGCGUUCCAUAACUGCCCUGAAUUGGAGACUAUCUCGCUUAAACUGAACCGACUGGAAGAACUAGUCCCUAAUUUGUUUCCCAAGAAUAAUUCCCUGAAAUAUUUAUACCUGGACCAGAAUUGGUUGACCGAAAUACCUGCAAAAACAUUCGAUCACUUGAGUAAAUUGAUAAAACUAUCUCUACGAAGAAACCGAAUUAAAACAAUAGAACCAGCCGCCUUCUACGGCACCAGUAGUCUCGUACAGCUAUUUCUCGACAAUAACAUGCUAACGGUCAUCAAACGGCACUACUUUGAGAAACUGACAAAUCUUGGUGAACUAUAUUUGAUUAACAACAAGAUUAGCUCCAUCGAACCAAAUUCCUUCGACGCGUUGACUCAGCUACAAAAUCUAAUAUUGCGACAAAACAGAUUUACUAAAUUGGUUAACGGAAUGUUCGCUGGAUUAAAAUCCAUCCAAUAUCUGAAUUUGGAAGAAAAUCAAAUUGAACACAUUGAAGAGAAAUCCUUUAUGUAUGUUGAAAACCUAAUUUCACUCUAUCUGGCAGACAAUCCCUUCAGAACGAUGCCUCCGAAUACAUUGAAAGGUCUCAUAAAUUUGAAGUUCAUACAUUUUUCUGUGUUUUACACCUGUAUUUACGCUUUGCACGUACGUGUGUGCAAUCCCAAAGGUGAUGGAUUAUCCAGUACAAAGAAUCUUAUUGAAAACCCAGUGCUACGUGUUGGUGUAUGGGUGAUCGGCGUAGUCGGUGUCUUGGGAAACUGCUUGGUUUUACUUGGACGUUUUUGCAUUAACGAAGACAACAAAGUUCAUUCGUUUUACAUUCAAAAUUUGGCGUUGGCUGAUAUGCUGAUGGGUGUUUAUUUGCUAACUGUCGGUUCUAAGGAUAUGUUUUAUCGUGAGAAAUAUUUAUCGAACGACCAACAAUGGAGAUAUUCAUGGCUUUGCAACAGCUGCGGAGUGAUUUCAACUAUUAGCACAGAAAUGUCUGUUUUUACUGUGGUACUCAUUACUUUAGACCGAUACAUUAAUGUCGUCUAUCCGUUUUCAUUACACAAAUGCGGACGAAAAACAGCAUAUUUUUUAAUAUUAUCGAUGUGGCUCGCUAAUUUCCUUCUUGCUGUACUGCCAGUUCUCGGCAUACCUUAUUUCGGAGAACAUUUCUAUCGAAACAAUGCUGUGUGUCUACCUUUGCAUAUCCAUGAACCGUAUAUAAAAGGUUGGGAAUACUCAGCUUUCUUAUUUCUCGGUAUAAAUGUGCUAGCUUUCAUAUUUAUCUCCUAUGCCUAUUUCGUCAUGUUUUGCAAUAUCCGUAAGUCAGCCAUGUCCCUGCGAACAAAUCGUGAAAAUCAUGAUCAUCUUAUAAUGAAGAGAUUCUCCAUGAUCGUCCUCACUGACUUUAUGUGUUGGGUUCCUAUAAUAACAGUGAAAACUGUAGCACUUGCAGGUUACCAUAUUGAUGACAAUCUCUACGCUUGGUUAGCAAUUUUUAUUCUACCAAUCAACAGUGCCCUUAACCCACUAAUCUACACCAUGAUGACUACACAUUUUAAGCGAGCCGUCUUAAAAAACGUCCUUGUCAGAGCUUUCGGAAAAGUGAACCAGUCGGAUCUUACCGGAUCGUCUUGCGGAGUGUUACGACAACACAGUUGUGUUCAGGUUACUGAGUUGAAAAUUAUGGCCGAUGACUGCCGAACAAAAUCAACCAAUAAAAAUGCUGUGAUCAUGUGAUUUUAAUCGAGAUCUCCUAUGACGCGACCAAUGCGUCUGCUGUGCCGUCUCACUCAAGUCACGAUGCCUCUAGAAUAUUUUGCGGCUUCACUGCAGCUGUCCUGUCUCAUUCCCGUUACGCUAUGAUACAACUAUAACAUUGUGUGGUUCCCUGUUGCAGUGACUACAGCUUUAUUGCCGUAUCUGUCAAUGUUACUGUUGAUGACUGUCUUGACAAUCGUUAUUAAGACUCAUAUCAUUCCACUGCCAGUCGUUACAACAAUAAUCUGACACAGUUUCUGCCUCUGAGUGGUGCCAGAAAUAUUAAAAUAGGUUGCUACCUUGAAACACACAAUGGCAUUCAUUUAAGAUUUAAAUAAGAACUGCAUUGCAUUCCAUUACAUCAUACCAUGCCUCGUGAGACAGCCUGUACAGGAGUACACAACCAGCUAAAAAUAGCAGCCAAACAUUCCUUAAAUAACACCCUAGCUUCUGAAAGUAAAUAAGCACAGUGUAUAACAAAAACAUAGAAUGGGCACGGGGGGGGGGGCUUGCCUUUGGUCAUAAAUCUACUAGAACAGGAUUGACCUAUGGCUAAACAACCACACCGCUUCAUUACAUCAUAAUAUACAUCACACAUGCUAACAAACAUUUAUCUACCUCAAAAUAGUCACCCGAACUGCAAGAGACAGCAGCCAAAAUCUCCAACAACUCAUAUUCUAUAUGCUGGUAGUCAUUACAAGCACACACACUUUUACGUAUAUCACACAGACACACACACACACAGACACACACUUACACACAAUCAUAUGUGGUGCGUGUAUGCGUGUAUGUGUGCGCGCAGAUGCGUGUAUGUGUAGUUUAACCCGAGAUCAUCAUGUACUUGGUGUGUUUUAAAAUAUAGUCCUGUUAUAUAUGGUGCUGAGUCCACCUCUUUUUUAUGGUAGGCACAUCACGUCACCCAGUUUUAUAAUACCUCAUUAUUGGCUGCCAUUAGCGGGGAUUGUUGUGUUGCGAUCAUUUGGAACUGUGAAAAGUAAUAAGCGACAGCAACAACAACAAAACACUAGUAAAUAAUCUAUAGAAAAGUUCAAAUAUAUCGCAGGUCAAUUUCUCAUGUGUCUGUAUGUGACUUGUGAGCGACUUGCACUUUUUUUUUUUUCUGCACCAUGGACCAUUGUUAUCCAAUUUUUACUUCCCUGCAAAAUAAACACUUGUUAAGCAGUAAGCAUUCACACAGGAUUUUACAAUAUGAAAUAUUAAAACAGCAUUAUAUGUGUGCGUUUGUGUAUGUAUGUAUAUGUAUAUCAGUCAUUUUAUAAAUGCAAGGCUGUAACUGCACUUAUAUCAUAGAAGCAAUUUCAUAAACGUCAUGCUUGUCAUAAAGUAAUAUAAAAAUACGACAAUCAUAAGGUAAAGAUUCUUAUACGCAUUUAAUCAAUACUUGUUAAUACAUACACAUGUAACAUUUAGCAUGAGUUGGGUAAGGAAGGCAUCUUGAUUUUUCAUUAUCUUUCAAUGUCUUGCAGAUCUGUAUUAUCCUAUAAUACCAGACUCAUUUGUAGCGUAUAAAUUAAGGAGCUGAAGUUGGGUUAUCUCCCCCAAGAACCCAUGUUCAGCCAUACUUUGCUCCAGGCGGAGUGGUACGUAUCGUAUUACUCCAAUGAUAAGCAUGAAACUGAAAGUAUAUCAGGGAUACUGUAUUUGCAAUCUCUUAGCCAAUAGACGAUAAACGCAUUCUUUCUUCUUUAUUUUUCUAACCAUACUGGCGUCCAGAGGGCAGCUGCUUUUCACAAAAGCAUAUUUUUUUCUUGUGGUCCCACACAAUAUCUGGCUUGUUGUGUUUUAACUUACUUCCUGUUUUAAUUUUUAAGCUCCACCAGUAUUCUUUUGAUCCAUCAUUCUCAAUUUAGUCUACUUUGUUGGAAAUUUUCGUUUUCUUCUGUUCCAGACUGACUAGCGCAUCAUACCUCUUGGGGAGAUAAUAUCCAAGAGACAAUAUCUCGCAGUUAACAAUCAUGAAAUUGAUGUCUUCAGUUUUAGUUUAGCACAGCCUAUAUUUGUAAUCUAUCGAUGUUUUCUGCUUUUCACAAAACAGAAACUUAGUGGAGAUCUCUUGUUCUUGAAUUGCAUGGAGGCAACCUUCAGAAUGAGAUGUCACAAACUUGUCGGUACUCCAAGUCAAGCAUUUCAGAUGAUUUAUUUUCCUCAAAAACAGGCGUCUUCUGUGCCAAGUGCUCAUGCACUAUCUUCUCAGUGAACCGGUCCCUAUUUAUAUAUUGUUCUGAUAAAGAGAAUGUUUCAGUUUUCCUUGGAGAGAGCUCUGCAUCAGCUCUUAUUUCAUGUCUCCCCUAAAAUUUCCUAAAAUUCAUUAGCUCUCCUAAUGUCAUUGUUAUUUUCGUGCUGGCAAACUUGGGCAAGAUAGUUGUUGGCCCGGUUCCUCUAUUGUAACAGAGCAUCCAAAAAUCAUCUUCCUCACCAAACAGGUUUGUUAUGGUUACCGGUUUCGUCGCAGACGGCCCAAUCAUGUGACAGGUUUUUCUGGGUUACAUGUAAUAAGACACGACAAAACAAACAAACAAAAGUACAUAGAUGUGUACAUACAUGCAUACAUACAUAAUACAUACAUACAUACAUACAUACAUAAAUACAUUCAUGCAUAUAUACAUACCUACAUACAUACAAACAUACAUACAUACACACACAGAUGUGUUUGCAGUACCAGUCUUAUACAUGCAUGCACAUUUUUAAUGCUAGUCAAAACAAAAACUGAAUCUCCAGUCUGAAAGAUAACAUCAUGCAUACAUUAAAUAUGUACAUUUAUCUUACCGAGGCUAGACAUCUUCUAACGAACUGCAAUGUGAAUGAUACACAUCUGAAAAUGUUUUGUCAAAAAUAAAAGAAAAAAAUAUCAUCCCCUUAAAUUUGAACACUCUUUAACGUUAACUGUUUACUGCUUCAAACUUGAAUAUGACUCCAUCUACAUAUCUAUCUUGAAUAUUUCGUUGGGAUAAUUUGGAAAAGGACGCUCGAAAUUUAAACAAAUUGUGUUCGUCGGGGAAGGCGUGUGUGUGUGUGUGUGUGCGUGCAUGCGUGCGUGCGCGCGUUUUUGUGUGUGUGUGCGCGCAUGUGCAUGUUCAUUGCAAUUAAUUUUGCAAUUUCAUCGACUUUUAAUGGAAAAUAUCGUUUAUUUUAUCUUUACAUUUGGUGAGAGAAAAACAGAUAAUAGAAACACGAAUAUUAUCGAGGACGUUGUUCUUGCUUUGAUCCAGGUUGUUUUUUUUUUCUCCUUUGAGAAAAGUAUAGUUUCCUUUUUAUAAUAUUGACAAUCAAAUUUUUAAAAAGACUUCUACUUUAUAUUUUCUUUGUAUUACAAUUUCUUUUUCGCUUUUAACACGUGGCUUCUA